AGGAUAAGUUAAGCCAAUUAUCCACAGGAAGCCACCCUUCCCCCCCCCCAAGACACCGCGCCAGAACUGAGUGCCCCAGCACCGUAAGCCGCCUGCCCUAUCGUCUUCCGUCCGCAGGCCAAUCCCCCUCGAUCCACCAGACCGCGUCCGGAACCUGAAGCCUUCUUUCUCCAUUGCCCCGCUUUCGAGUGCCUAUAAAGAUCAUUCGCCAGGGCCACCACGUCCAUCGAGUGAGCAAACCGGUACGGGGUCGCUUUGUCAUAGCGACAGGAAUCGAGCCACACCAUCCAUCUGCCCCCCUGACCGCCAGGCAUCGUCAUCACCAUGUCCCGGCCCUUCAAAGUCGUCGUUGUUGGUGGGGGCGUCGGUGGAUUAACACUGGCGCUCACACUCGCCAAAGCCGGGAUCGACUACGUGGUUCUGGAGGCGUAUCCCGAGAUUUCUCCUCAAGCUGGUGCGAGCAUCGCCAUUUUUCCCUCCGGUGCGAAGACGUUGGACCAGGUUGGGGGGAUAUUGGAGGACCUGCGCACCAUCUCUUCACCGGUACAUACGGCCUACGCGAGGGAUGAUAAGGGGAAGCCGAUGUAUAUCGUCAAUAUUCUGAGGUGCAUUGAUAGGUAAGUCUUUUCUUCUCCUUCUCCCUCUUCUUCCUUUACCAGCAACGGGGAUUGGGGAGGCGGGAGAGCUGCCAUCUUGGUUGACUUUGUGUUUUCGUUGCUAGAUCCGGAUACCCGGCUGUGUUCCUCCCCCGGCAGCAGUUACUCGCGUUGCUGUAUAAGCAUGUUCCGGAUAAGUCAAAGGUUCUGCCCGGAAAGAAGGUGGUGAAGGUGGUGCAUUCGGACACCGGUGUUCGAGUGAUCACCAAAGAUGGAGAUGAGUUUGCAGGCGAUGUCGUGGUGGGCGUGGAUGGAGUGCACAGCACAAUCCGACAAGAGAUGUGGGCCUUGGCCGACAGAUUGAGUCCCGGACUGAUCACGGAGAAGGAAAAAGACAGUAAGCUUCGAUUAUGGGGAGCCGCCAGCCCCAAAUCCGAUCAAACCUCUAUGCUAACGAACGAACAGCGCUCUCGGCGGAGUACUGCGCUGUGGUUGGCAUAGCUUCGCCCCAUCCGGGAUUUGAGCAGGACUGUAGCCAUGUCAAUCACAACCAUGGUCGCUCGUCCAUAAUUGUUACGGGCUACGGAGGGCUCAACUUUUGGUUUCUGUUUGAGAAGCUGGACAAAAUCUACAGGGUUCCGAACAUUCCAAAGCUCACGGAGGAGGACGGAAGAAGACUCGCGGAGAAGAGGCUGGGGGACCUCGUCACGGGGGACAUCACGUUUAAGGAGCUAUGGGAUAGGACGACUACUUAUGUCACGGUUCCCCUGGAAGAGGGAUGUUUCGAGCACUGGCAUUACGGGAGGAUGAUCGUGAUUGGUGAUGCAGUACACAAGGUUAGCUAUGACUGCACCCACCACUAUAGCCAACUCCCCCAAACGUGUCGGUCACGCUGACACAGAUACAGGUCACUAUCAAUGCGGGGCUCGGGGCGAACGCUACCAUUGAAAGCGCUGCAGCUCUAACCAAUGGCUUGCACCGCGCAGUAAAGGCCCAUCCGGAAGGCCUUAGCUCGGAAAUGAUCGAUAAAGUAUUCGCAGACGUGCAAGCCCACCGUAAAUCUCCCAUAGAGUCCGUCCUCAGCGUCGCCGCACAAACAACGCGCAUAGAGUCAUGGGCGACCACAACUCUAAGACUCGCCUCCAAGUAUUUCAUCAAGCACCUGAUUGGCGAGGACUACCUGUGGGAUUCACAGGUGGAUCUUCUGAUACGCACGGAAAAGCUCGAUUUCCUGCCCGACUCCGAUAAAGGUGCUAUUCCGAAGAUUUACAGCCCUCGCUAUCCGAGCGGGAGGGCUAAGCUGAUCAACGGGAUUGCGUACAUAUUGCCGGCGUUCGCGCUGUUGGGGUGCUGGCUGGGUAUGCGGAGUUCGGCAUUGAUGCCCGCCGAGGUGAGCGAGAGGAUUAGUCAUGAAGCAGCGGAGACUGGAAUACCCGGUUUCGGAAUCUAUUCCAGUGGUAGAUUCGGGUUGGCCAGGAUUUUUACCACCAGCUUUUCUAAUCUUUCGGAUUCCCUAACCGGCGACAAACAAUCGGACCGCAAGCUUAAGGUUUUUGCUGCUCAAACUGCGCUGAGCCUUUUCCCAAUUCUCACAAUCAUGGUGGUGGAGAGCCUAAGGCGUGGAAAUACAUUGACAUUGCCGAAGAUGUGAGUUGCACCAUUCGCCCUCCCAAAUCGCGGGUUCUGACUUUGGAACAGCCCCACAUUCUGGGGCUUUCUGUACCAGAUAUUCCCGAUAUCGGUGGUGCUUCCGGUUUACUUCUUCUUCCACGCAUAUCAGAUCACUCCGGCCAAGUACUAUGAAAAGAACUUUAUCAGUAUCCCCACGGCACACGCAAAGUCUCUCAUUCCCACUCUCAUCAUAUCAUUCCUCAUCCCAACCUCAAUCAUGCUGCUCCGGGAGCAAAGCUUGAGGGCAUCCAUGGCGCUUUGGUUGCCAUUCCCUAUAUACACAGCAAUAGUGCACCAAAUCCUGAAAUCAUUCUUCGUCACCCCCGCACUACCCACGAAGAAUGCGGACCUACCCUACAUCCGUGGGGCAUACCUCUUAAGCUUUGCAGUCUCCGCAUCGGCGCACUACUAUGCACUAUGCACCGCAACCAUGACCGGCGACUCCCUCCUCACCUUCGCAGCCCGUCUGGUCCCAGGAGCUCCUCCGAUUCACGACAACUCAUUCGUCGAGGCGGGAGUAGGCAUCGUGCUCACUGAGUACCUCGUUGCGUUCGCCGCGGGGCUAGCUUGGGUUUUGGUACUGCUCAAUGACGUGAAGAGGUUCCGGAAGACUGCUGCUGGGUGGUUGGAACUACUAGGGUACACAAUCGCGGCUUCGGCGAUGUUUGGGCCUGCAGCGACUGUUCUCGCGGCAUAUGCGUGGAGGGAAGAGUUAUUGAGGGUUUGAUUGGAACUGCAGAGGGGAGGGUUACCUAGACUAGAUAGUGCGGCGGGUUGACUCCUUAGACAUUGAUCCCGGGAUAGCCUAGUGGCGGGAUAUGAUUUUACGCCGGGCUUUUCUUUGUUUCCUUUUUUCCUUUUUCCUUUUUUUAUUGUCGAAAAAGUCGUCAUGUGUGAUUCUGGCAUGCAUAGUACCGUAUAUGUCGUACUAUGCCCGUUCACUAGCCUUUGUGCACAUUUUAUUAGCAUCGCACACAACGAGAUCAUGAGCAAGGCUCUUUUCUCGCUCCCUUCA
Tuber aestivum (summer truffle) is the source of this 3282-nucleotide messenger RNA. The record is from the annotation of a GenBank genome assembly. Lineage: Eukaryota; Fungi; Ascomycota; Pezizomycetes; Pezizales; Tuberaceae.